CUCGAAAUCGUUCGAAGUUGUUGUUUCCCCUCGAAGACGCCGUCCCCGCUCCAAGUCGUUCGAAGUCGCCCUGCCCGCUGGAUGUCGCCGUAUCCGUUCGAAGUCGCCGUUCUCGUGCUGCUCGAAGUUGCUCUGCCCGCUCGAGAUCGCCGUGUUCGUCCGAUUCGCUGUAGCCGCUCGAAGUCCCCGUACCUUCUCGCAAUCGCGGUACCCACUCAAAAUCGUUCGGUAUCGUCGUUCCGCUCGAAGUCGCCCUGCCCGCUCGAAGUUGCAGUUCCCGUUCGAAAUCACCGUUCCCGUUCGAAGUCGUUUGAAAUCGCCGUUCCGCUCGAAGCUGCCCUGCCUGCUCAAAGCUGCCCUGCCCGCUCAAAGCUGCCCUGCCCGCUCGAAGUCGCCGUUCCUGUUCGAAAUCAGCAUUCCCUAACCGCUCGAAGUUGCCCUGCCCGCUCGCAGUCGCCGUCACCGCUCGAAGUGAUUCGAAGUCGCCGUUCCGCUCGAAGUUGGCCUGCUCGCUUGAAGUCGCCGUUCCCGUUCGAAAUCACCGUUCCCGUUCGAAAUCACCGUUCCCAUUCCGCUCGAAGUUGCCGUUCCCGUUCGGAAUCACCGUUCCCGUUCCGCUCGAAGUUGACGUUCCCGUACUGUUCGCCGUACCCUCUCGCAAUCGCCGUACCGCUCGACGCUCCGCCCGAAAUAUUCGUGCCAGCUCCAAUUCGCCGUACCCGGUAUCCUCGCCAUGGCCUUCAACCUUCCUUCGUGGGUACUAGACAUUACCCUUUCCAUCUUAACCAAGCGCAGGUGUAUCGUCCGAAAGACGGUAAACGAAUCCUCAAAAGCCGUCAUCUCGAAGUACAGUUUGGCAAAGGAAAGAUGAGGAAGUAGGAAAUUGCCGUCCACAAGGAAGCUCGACGCCUUUCCCGUUUAUCCUGGAACAAGCCGCCACGUCCUAUUCGUUUUUCCGCCGCUUCAGACCCACCGAUCCAAACCCGCC
Messenger RNA from Tricharina praecox, 988 nucleotides. RefSeq lists its product as uncharacterized. The transcript has a single exon. Lineage: Eukaryota; Fungi; Ascomycota; Pezizomycetes; Pezizales; Pyronemataceae. Bases 82 to 879 code for a protein of 265 amino acids. The record is from RefSeq and is a predicted model, not a curated record.